AUGGCGAUCUCCUCAAAAAGCAGAAGGUACCCGUCUCCCUUUCCGCGGGCACUCGUCACUCUCUUCUUCGCGUUCCUCCUCUUCGCCAGGGCCGCUUCUCGGGUCCUACCGGAAGACUCAACCGGGGACCAAACCUGGAACCAAACCACGGUUAACCAAGCCGGGAAUAACCAAACCGGGAAUCAAACCAGGAUCAACCAGAUUGGAAGUGACCAAACCGGAAACCAAACCGCGGCCUCCAGCCGCCGGCGCCUUCUGCAAAGUAACAACUGGAGCCAACCGAGCAGCGGCCCGGUAGAUGUGAACCGGGCGUAUAAGGUGUUGGCAAAGUAUGUGACGGUGGACAUUGCGGGCAUUCUCCUCAGGAUGGCGUUCCACGACGCGGGCACGUAUGAUAAGAGCUCGGGCACGGGUGGCGCGAACGGGUCGCUCAAAUACGAGCUCAGCAGGGCCCUGAACGAGCCCAUCUCCUCACACUGGUCCGUCAUCGAGUCCAUCAAGGGCGGCCUCCCUAACGUCAGCUACGCUGACGUCAUCUUCCUAGCCGGUUUCUACGCCAUCCACAUCACCGGGGGACCCCUCGUCACGAGCGUCCGAACCGGACGCGUGGACGCGAGCGUCGCGGAUCCGGACAACCGGCUCCCGCUGAGCUCAUGGAACGCCGACCAGCUGACGUCACACUUCGGCGACGCGUACGGUUUCGGGUGCCAGGAGCUGGUCGCCCUCUCGGGGGCGCACAGCAUCGGGACGUCGAAAGUCACUCCGCCUCUGGGCCCUAUGGACGACACGUCGCGCGUCUUCGACGUGCGCUACUACCAGAAGCUCGUGAACGGCGGCGGGUCCUUCCCUUCGGACAAGGCCCUGUCCCAGAGCUCGGACACUAGCCCAUACGUCCGCACGUACGCCGGCGACCAGGAUGCGUGGUGGGCGGAGUUUGUCGACGCCCUCAAGAAGAUAGGCGACCUGGGUGCUACCUACGAAUCAUAG
Messenger RNA from Klebsormidium nitens, 987 nucleotides. The record is from the annotation of a GenBank genome assembly. Lineage: Eukaryota; Viridiplantae; Streptophyta; Klebsormidiophyceae; Klebsormidiales; Klebsormidiaceae.